UGGAGUUCCUAAAGAAACGGUUGUAUAAAUACUUGAAAUCAAAAUCAAACCCUCAAGUACAGAAAAAGAUUCAAUAGUGACAACCAUGAAAGUCCUUCUCCUUCUGGCCUUAUUGGCUGUAUCGGCUUUAGCCGCUCAAAAGCGCUAUGACGGAUACAAGGUUAUCCAAGUGAAACCGAAAAAUGUGGCUUCAUUCAACGCCCUCGCCAAACUUUACAAGGAACAGAACAGCAUCUACGACUUCUGGACCGAGCCACGAAGCCUCGAUGAAUCCAUCGACAUCAUGGUUCCACCCACUCAUGCCAAGGAAUUCGAAAGAAUUUUGCGAACAUACAAUUUGGAACACCGAGUCAAAAUCCAAGAUGUCCAAAGUGCCAUCGAUGUCUCCCGAAAAGACCAGGCUUCUCCAACUAACGUGAAAGAUCCUCGUUCCCGUUCUGGCUCUUCUCGUUACGCGGUGAACUGGACUCAAUAUUACGACUACACCGCGAUUUCCGUAUUCCUUGCCCAAAUGGCCCAAGCUCACCCUGACAUUGUAACUUUAAAAACCAUCGGCAAGACGCACGAGAACAGGGAGAUGUACAUGGUCAAGAUUUCCAACACACCAGCCAACAGCAACGUCACCAAAAACGCCAUUAUCGUUGAUGGAGGUAUUCAUGGUCGCGAAUGGAUUUCCCCUGCCUGGACCACUUGGCUUAUUAAUGAAUUAGCUGAGAAUUAUGCGGCCCACCCCCAAUACGUUGACAACCUGGACUGGUAUAUUCUGCCCGCAAUGAAUCCCGACGGUUACGUGUACUCCUUUGCCGACGAUCGCCUGUGGCGUAAAAACCGCAAUCCAGUGAACGGCCCCUGCGUCGGCAUUGAUCUCAAUCGCAACUUUGGAUUCCACUGGAAUGAAGGAGGAGCUGCCGGAAAUGGGUGUGACCAAACCUAUCACGGACCAUCGGCUUUUAGCGAGGAUGAAAGCGCCAAUGUUCGUGAUGCAAUUCUUUCUGUUGCCGAUCGCACAAAAGCUUACCUCACUAUUCACUCUUAUGGUCAAUAUUGGCUUACUCCUUGGGGUUACACAGCCGACUUGCCCGAAGACUAUCCUCUGCUUUUUGAUUUGGCCCAAAAGGCUGUAAACAACUUAACGGCUGUCUACGGAACUCAGUACACCAUUGGAUCUUCCACCAAUGUUCUUUAUGUUGCAUCCGGAGGCAGUGAUGAUUGGGCAAAGGGUGGGGCUGGAAUUCCCUACUCUUAUACUGUUGAGCUACGAGACACGGGGGAUUUCGGUUUCUUACUUCCAGCUGAGCAAAUCAUCCCAAAUAAUCUGGAGUUGUGGGAAGCUACAAAGGUCAUCGCUGAAUUCGUUAUGGAAAUCGUUAAUUAAUUCCGACAUACUAAUUUUCCCCUUCCUUCGUCUUGAAAGUAUGCCCCGUUACAAAUGGCUGUUCGAGUCAAUUAAUUUUCUCGACUGCAUGUAUGUUAGUUAUUCCAAUAAAAUCGUGACAGAG
Daphnia pulex (common water flea) is the source of this 1499-nucleotide messenger RNA. Its product is annotated as carboxypeptidase B-like. Bases 86 to 1375 code for a protein of 429 amino acids. Lineage: Eukaryota; Metazoa; Arthropoda; Branchiopoda; Diplostraca; Daphniidae. The transcript is spliced from 11 exons. Gene Ontology annotation, biological process: proteolysis. The record is from RefSeq and is a predicted model, not a curated record. Gene Ontology annotation, molecular function: zinc ion binding; metallocarboxypeptidase activity.